CGCUGGUGGAGGCGCUCCGCAGCUGCUGCCAGCAUGAACAAGGGCAUCUUGCACACGCUUAGAACGAAAAGAGAACUCAUUCCCCUGGCCGGAAUAUUGUCCUUCGCAGCAGCUGGGGCAUUCUCUUUUUGUGUCUAUUCCCUAUUCAGCAAAUCUGAUGUGAUCAUUCACAAGAUUGGCAGUUCAGAACCAUGGGAAGCUAUUGAUCCUGCCAAGCCUCAGAAGCUGGUAACAAUCAAUCAGCAGUGGCAAUCUAUAAAAGAGCUGGAAGAGGUCAAAAAGCUGACGAAGUGAGAAGUUUCUGUUGCCUCACAAAGGUACCCUAUGAAUCUAGUGGAAUCAUUUCUGCACAAACUUGACUACUGAAAUCAGUGUGCGGAAAUGCUUCUGCUACAUUUUUAGGGUCUCCCUACAUUUUUUUGGCCUCUGGAUGAGGAGUUUGAUGUUGCUUUAGAAGCUGGCAUACAGCAUCCACAUAGUCCAAAAAUCUGAAUCAAAAUACUCAUUUUCAAUAAGCAUUUGAUGUAAAUUUUUGAGUAUUCAGGUGGCAAUUACAGAUCAAAAAAGCCUUCAUAGUUUUUGUAGCAUUUCAGGAUUUGUUUCAAAAUACAUUAGUUUUGCCAUUUUAUUAAUUUUUAAUAAAAUAAAUUCUAAAUUUGUACAUUUAAUGUAAAUUCAAAAUAUUUUCUAAAUUGGGAAUCCUGGUCUUCUUUCAGAGACACCGAACUUUCUGUUCUGUAUUUCAAUGUUGUAUAGAGACCAAAGUCAUAGCCAGAGGAUGUCUUUGUAUGGCAGCAUAUGUGGUCAUACAGUACACUUGCAUUCCUUGUCUGCAUUAGAUGUGGGGACAGAUUAACAAAACUAAUGUUGUGCUGUAAAUACUGAAACUUACCCACUGAGGAGUCCAAUAGGUUAUUUAAGAGUGUAUUUGAGACUGCAGAUUUAGAACCUCAAAACCUAAGGGUUAGGCAUGGCUAGAAGGAAAAUGAAAAUCAGGUAAAUGUAAUUCAUGACUGAAUUUUUUUGAAGUUACUAGAAUUAGAAAUUCUGCAUCAUCCAAAACUACACAAUGUUAAUUUCUUCUUUUUGUGCAAGGUUGUUCAAGUGCAAGCUACAAUGUACUGCACAAUUAACAAUAUUUUGAAAGAUUUCUACAUGCUAUUAGGAAUAUCUCUUCUAUCAAAUAGAAACUAGCUGAUUAAAAUUAGGAAUGAUUCUAUGAAGAGACAGUUCCUCUUUAAGCUUCUGUGUGUUUGAUUAUGGGUUGACCAGGGUAAGAAUGUAAUGGGCAGGGUCCCAGUAAAAUCAUGAGACAAUAAGUGCAUCCAAUGGCAGAGCAGUCCUUUUGUAGAUAUUUUCUGUAUGUGCCCUCUUCCAAGCAGUUUCUCAAUCUGUUCCACAGUUUAUUUUACAAUGGAUUGUCAGAAUUCAUAAUGCUUUCUGUGAGGAAGAAAGCAAAAGUGAAACAACUGCUAAUUGGGAAAAGUCCCCUUAAAUGAGUAAUAGUCAAGUGCUUUAGGUCAUUCUGCUGCAGCAAAGACAAACUUCAUUUAGAAAAGCUGUCUCCUGAAUUCCAAGGUAGCUUGACUUCAGAAGCUGUUUUCUUCAGCUGAGAAAAAAAAUAAUCUAAAUGUUGCAUAAAUAUUUGUUUAUCUAGUAAGGAUGACUCAGCAGCAUUUCUGCUUUAGAGUGAGAGGAGCUACUAGUCUUCAGAAUAAGUCCUUAGCUUAUGUUAAAGGAAUGACAUUACAAGAAGAUUAUCAUAGAACCACAAAAAUACAGAGCUCUGAGGAAUACAAGUUUUAAGUGCUUUAAAACAGAAAAUAUUUUAAAAUCUUUCUCUGUGUUUCCAUAUUUCUAUGGACUGUAGCAAAAACAAAGUGCCAUGCUCCAAGUUGAUGCAUUGAUUGUUCUUCAAUAAGUCACUUUUUUUAGCUGCAAAUACUAUGACCUAAGUAUCUGUCAACAUUAGGAAAAUAAGUGUAAGUAAAUUUUAGUUAAUUUUUGUAUUUAGCCACAUUUCAGUGAUGUUUCUAGUAGCACAUUAAGCAGUGUGACUGCUGUCAGUCACAGGUUGUUGCUUAUUUUAUCAUGUCCUGAAGCAUAACAGCUUUGCU
Molecule: messenger RNA, 2117 nt
Organism: Camarhynchus parvulus
Lineage: Eukaryota; Metazoa; Chordata; Aves; Passeriformes; Thraupidae
Gene: COXFA4L3
Product: chromosome 10 C15orf48 homolog
Exons: 4
Coding region: 34-294 (86 amino acids)
Source: RefSeq, a predicted model, not a curated record